GGUUGGACUUGCCAGACAGUUCCAAGCAGAUUCUCUUCCCCAAGGCAGUCAAUCACGGCUGACUGGAUAACUGACUGCCGGAUUGAUGAACAGAAAUUCACUGAGAUGACUUAGGGAGGGGCAUCAAGGACAAUGGUGCAGAAAAAGAAAAUCUGCCCUCGGUUACUCGACUAUCUUGUGAUCAUUGGAGCCAGGCAGCCAAGUAGUGAUAGUGUUGCUCAGACUCCUGAACUGCUGCGACGUUACCCUCUGGAAGACCAUGUGGACUUUCCUCUACCGCCUGAUGUUGUAUUCUUCUGCCAGCCAGAAGGAUGCCUGAGCGUGCGGCAAAAACGCAUGAGCUUCCGUGACGACACUUCUUUUGUCUUCACGCUCACAGACAAGGAUACAGGUGUCAUUCGCUAUGGAAUCUGUGUCAACUUCUACCGCUCCUUCCAGAAGCGAGUACCCAAGGAGAAGGGAGAAGGCACAGGGGGGCAUCGAGCUCGGGAGGGACAGAAAAUCCCCAAAUCUGGCGAUGCAUCUGCGCCCCAAGAGGAAGUGGGCACUGAGAGUUCGGAGAGUGGUUCUUCACUGCAGGCUCCAAGUACAGAGUCUACCCCAGAUGUGAAUCGAUCACCGCGCAGUAAGCGUCUGGCCAAAGGCAGCCAUCGCUCUCGGAACAGCACUCUGACUUCUCUGUGCAUCCUUAGUCAUUAUCCCUUCUUUUCCACCUUUCGUGAGUGUCUGUACACCCUCAAGAGACUUGUGGACUGCUGUAGUGAGAGAUUGUUGGGCAAGAAGUUGGGGAUUCCUCGUGGGGUGCAGAGGGAUACAAUGUGGCGGAUUUUCACAGGCUCCCUCCUGGUGGAAGAAAAGUCUAGCGCGUUGCUACAUGACUUGCGGGAGAUUGAGGCUUGGAUAUACCGGCUGCUCCGGUCACCGAUGCCUGUUGCUGGUCAGAAGCGGGUGGAUGUGGAAGUCUUGCCACAUGAGUUGCAGCCAGCUUUGACCUUUGCUCUUCCGGAUCCGUCCCGCUUCACCUUGGUGGAUUUUCCAUUACAUCUGCCUUUGGAGUUGUUGGGAGUGGAUGCCUGCCUGCAGGUGCUGACCUGCAUCCUUCUGGAGCACAAGGUUGUAUUGCAGUCCCGAGAUUAUAAUGCGCUCUCAAUGUCUGUGAUGGCCUUUGUGGCUAUGAUCUACCCGUUAGAGUACAUGUUCCCAGUGAUCCCUCUGCUUCCCACCUGCAUGGCCUCUGCAGAACAGUUGCUUCUAGCCCCUACACCUUACAUCAUUGGUGUUCCAGCAAGUUUCUUCCUUUACAAACUGGAUUUUAAAAUGCCUGAUGAUGUAUGGCUUAUUGACCUGGAUACCAAUAGGGUGAUCGUUCCCACAAAUGCAGAAUCUUUGCCAACACUGCCAGAACCAGAAGCUUCAGAGCUGAAAAAGCAUCUGAAACAGGCACUGGCCAGCAUGAGUCUGAAUACUCAGCCCAUUCUUAAUCUAGAGAAGUUCCACGAAGGGCAGGAGGUGCCACUGCUGCUGGGAAGACCGCAGAAUGAUUUGCAGUCUACUCCCUCCACCGAAUUCAACCCUCUGAUCUAUGGCAAUGAUGUGGACUCUGUGGAUGUGGCUACCAGGGUUGCUAUGGUGAGAUUCUUCAACUCACCAAAUGUUUUGCAAGGUUUCCAGAUGCAUACUCGCACUCUUCGACUCUUCCCACGACCAGUGGUGGCCUUCCAGGCAAAUUCUUUUCUUGCGUCUAGGCCGAAGCAAACGCCUUUCGCAGAUAAGCUUUCCAGGACACAGGCAGUAGAAUACUUUGGAGAAUGGUCACUCAACCCUACUAAUUAUGCUUUCCAAAGAAUUCAUAACAACAUGUUUGACCCAGCACUGAUUGGUGACAAACCGAAGUGGUACGCUCACCAGCUGCAGCCCAUCCACUAUCGAGUCUAUGACAGUAAUUCACAGCUGGCUGAAGCACUGAAUGUCACAGUAGAGAAAGAAACAGACUCUGAUCUCACCGAUGACAGUGGCAGUGACAGUGUCGACUAUGACGACUCAAGUUCCUCCUACUCCUCCCUUGGUGACUUUGUCAGUGAGAUGAUGAAAUGUGACAUUAAUGGCGAUACCCCAAAUGUUGACCCCCUGACUCACGCAGCCCUUGGUGAUGCUAGUGAAGUGGAAUUUGAUGAUUUUCAAGAAUAUACAGGGGAUCUGGAUGAACAGGCCGUGGACAGUGAAAACUCCCAAGAGAACAACCAGCCUCGUUCAAGUUCCAGUACUACAGCCAGUAGCAGCCCCAGCACUGUCAUCCAUGGAGUGAAUCAUGAGUCAGCAGAUUCAGCAGAAAUGGAAGAGAAGUUGGUUGCUGGAUUUUCAAACCAUCUCCCUUCCUUGCCACUGCAACCAAGCUUUCCCAAGAUAAGCUUGGAUCGUCGUGAGAACGACAGCGCAGCUGGCGGCAUGAGCUCCUCAGAAGGGGUGGUGAGGAAGCGAGAGUAUGACAAUCCGUACUUCGAACCACAGUAUGGUUUUCCUACGGAGGAUGAAGAUGAUGAGCAGGAAGAGAGCUACACCCCAAGAUUUAACCAGAAUCUCAAUGGAAGCAGGUCUCAGAAGUUACUCCGUCCAAACAGUUUAAAACUGGCCAAUGAUUCAGAUGCAGAUUCAGAUUCCAGGGCCAGCUCCCCGAACUCUACUGUCUCCAACAACAGCAGUGAAGGUUUUGGGGGCAUCAUGUCUUUUGCAAGCAGCCUGUACAGAAACCACAGCACAAGUUUCAGUCUGUCCAACUUAGCCCUACCAACCAAAGUUGGGAGAGACAAGAAUACUCCCUUUCCCAGCCUGAAAGUAUUUGGGUUAAAUACUAUAAUGGAGAUUAUUACUGAAGCUGGCCCAGUAAGCAAUGAAGGAAACAGACGAGCCCUUGUGGAUCAAAAGUCUUCAGUCAUUAAGCACAGCCCAACAGUGAAAAGAGAGUCUCCAUCACCUCAGGGACGAGCUAGCAAUUCCAGUGAGAACCAGCAGUUCCUGAAGGAGGUGGUACACAACGUUCUUGAUGGGCAAGGUGUUGGUUGGCUGAACAUGAAGAGAGUCCGACGUCUGCUGGAGAGUGAGCAGCUCCGUGUCUUUGUACUAAGCAAGCUGAAUCGCACAAUCCAGUCAGAAGAAGAUGCUCAACAGGAUGUCAUACAGGAUGUGGAGAUCAGCCGCAAGGUUUAUAAAGGCAUGCUGGACUUGCUGAAGUGCACCGUGUUGAGCCUGGAACAGUCAUAUGCAAACGCUGGCCUGGGAGGUAUGGCCAGUGUUUUUGGCCUGCUAGAGAUAGCACAUACUCACUAUUACAAUAAAGAACCAGAAAAGAGAAAACGAAGCCCAACGGAUGGAUCUAUCACUCCAGUUGGCAGGGAUCCUGCAUCAUCCCCAAGAGUGGAGCCAAAACCUGCGACGCAGCUGACGGUACCUCAGCUGAUGCCAAAGGCACCGAGCCCUGCAGGCAAAGGGCCAAGGGAGUUUGACACAAGGAGUCUAAAGGAAGAAAAUUUUAUUGCUUCCAUUGAAUUGUGGAACAAGCACCAGGAAGUGAAAAAGCAAAAAUCUUUGGAAAAAACGAGGCCAGAAGGUGUGAAACACUUUGAUUUGGGAGAAACGGAUGAGAAAAAAUCCCAAAUCAGUGCAGACAGUGGCCUCAGUUUGGCCUCAGGUUCUCAGAAGAGUGAUUUUGACUCUGUUCCCAGCGGAGGACCAGCAGUUAUGGUCCGAAGUACAAGCCAGGAUUCUGAAGUUAGCACAGUGGUUAGUAACAGUUCCGGAGAGACGUUAGGAGCAGACAGUGACUUGAGUAGCAAUGCUGGUGAUGGCCCGAGUGUGGAAAAUGGUGGCAAUUUGACAGGAUCCAGAGGCACUGUGUCAGACAGUGAAAUUGAGACAAACUCUGCUACUAGCACUAUCUUUGCGAAGUCUCACAACCUGAAGCAGAGUGUGAAGGAUAGCAAAGGCAGUACUCCAGGGAGAGGUCCAGAGGAUGGGAACCAACGUGUCUAUCUCUAUGAAGGACUUUUGGGUAGGGAUAAAGGAUCUGUCUGGGACCAGUUAGAGGAUGCUGCAAUGGAAACCUUCUCUAUGAGCAAAGAGCGUUCAACUUUGUGGGACCAGAUGCAGUUCUGGGAAGAUGCUUUUUUGGAUGCUGUGAUGUUAGAGAGAGAAGGAAUGGGGAUGGACCAGGGACCUCAGGAGAUGAUUGACAGGUAUCUUUCCCUGGGAGAACAUGAUCGAAAGCGUUUGGAGGAUGAUGAGGACCGCUUGUUGGCUACACUGCUGCAUAAUAUGAUUGCUUAUAUGCUUAUGAUAAAGGUAAAUAAGAAUGAUAUUAGGAAAAAGGUGCGUCGUCUAAUGGGAAAAUCGCAUAUUGGAUUGGUGCACAGCCAGCAAAUAAAUGAUAUUCUAGACAAACUUGCCAAUCUGAAUGGACGGGAACUCCCUGUAAGACCCAGCGGCAGCCGUCACAUCAAGAAGCAGACUUUUGUAGUACAUGCUGGGACAGACACAACAGGAGACAUAUUUUUCAUGGAGGUAUGUGAUGAUUGCAUUGUGCUGAGAAGCAACAUUGGAACUGUAUAUGAACGUUGGUGGUAUGAGAAACUCAUCAACAUGACUUACUGUCCCAAAACAAAAGUGCUGUGUCUCUGGCGGAGGAAUGGUCAGGAGACACAACUGAACAAGUUUUACACAAAGAAGUGUCGGGAAUUAUACUACUGUGUAAAAGACAGUAUGGAGCGAGCAGCAGCAAGACAGCAAAGCAUUAAACCAGGCCCUGAGUUGGGUGGUGAGUUCCCUGUGCAGGAUAUGAAAACCGGUGAAGGAGGUCUUCUUCAGGUCACACUGGAAGGAAUUAACCUGAAAUUUAUGCACAGUCAGGAGCGGAAGGUUUUCAUAGAGCUGAAUCACAUUAAAAAGUGCAAUACUGUGCGAGGAGUCUUUGUCCUGGAGGAAUUUGUUCCUGAAACUAAAGAAGUGGUGAGCCACAAGUACAAGACGCCAAUGGCUCAUGAGAUCUGCUACUCCGUGCUGUGUCUCUUCUCUUAUGUGGCUGCCAUUCGUGGAAAAGAGGCAGAAAACAAAAGCAAACCACCUCGACCAGUUUCCAGUUGAUCACGAUAUUGGGAAAUACCUACCCUUUGGCACGUUGAUGUGCAGUACUCCGUUUUUACUGCAGUUACCGGAGCUCACUUUACUGUCUUCUAUGAGAACUCGAUUAUUCAUGUAUGACCCUGCAAGUCUUUCCCCAUAGAAAAACCUAAGACUUUACUGCUCAGUCUCCUUCUGAAUUCAUCCUUAAUGGAGUUUUUAUAUAAGCUGUUAAUCAGACAGUUUUGAGCAUCAGCAUCCAGCUGUGAGUGACCUACUCUGGCCAUUUGUUUGGAAUUUCUUUUUUCUUAAGAUGAGUAACAGCUUGAGUUUGGUUGGUUUUUUGUUUCUAGCGGUACUUGUUACAGAUCAAUCACUUUGCAACUGCAGGCUUCUGCUUUCAGAUUUUCUGGUAUGUGCACAGUGGAAGCAGUCUGGUCCUGCAUGUUGUUUAAAUGUAGCGUUUUUAUUGUUUUCCUUCUGUGUUGUUCAUUUUUACCCACGAACAUGGAGUUCUUGUCACAUAGUUCUUCAGACCCUUUUAGUAGAGAUGAACAAUUUAGCUACCAUAGUCUUAAAAUAUCAUGUGACAAUUGAAGUUUGGCUAUUAAAUUGGUCCAUCUAAGUGGAGAGAGGAACUUUGAAGGCAGUAUAUUGUGAAAAACCCUGACACCUCAUGGAUUGUGUGGAUUUUC
Fulmarus glacialis (Northern fulmar) is the source of this 5804-nucleotide messenger RNA. It is a transcript of the gene MADD, whose product is annotated as MAP-kinase activating death domain. The coding region runs from base 133 to 5133 and encodes 1666 amino acids. The transcript is spliced from 37 exons. Gene Ontology annotation, molecular function: guanyl-nucleotide exchange factor activity. NCBI's taxonomy places the organism in Eukaryota, Metazoa, Chordata, Aves, Procellariiformes, Procellariidae. The record is from RefSeq and is a predicted model, not a curated record. Gene Ontology annotation, cellular component: cytosol. Gene Ontology annotation, biological process: regulation of apoptotic process; regulation of Rab protein signal transduction.